Racocetra persica is the source of this 544-nucleotide messenger RNA. The record is from the annotation of a GenBank genome assembly. NCBI's taxonomy places the organism in Eukaryota, Fungi, Glomeromycota, Glomeromycetes, Diversisporales, Gigasporaceae.
AUGGUCUUAGAACCACAACAACUAAAAAACGUAUUGAUUGAGGAAUUCCCAGGAAGAACGCGUCAAAUUGAAACAUUACUGAAUUGGUUUGGCGCGCCAAAAGAAAAGACUCCACCUACGAUUUUCAUUCACGGAAAUAGAGCACUCGGAAAGACUGAACUAGUUAGGAGACUCUUUAAACUCGGUUUCACUUCUCGUCAAUACUCUUUUCUUGACUGUAGAGUUUGUUAUUCUGCUGAAGAUUUAUUCGGAAUUACGUUAACUAAUUUAACUGGAAAACAACAUUCUUGCAAAAACAUCAAUGAUUUUGCUAUGGAAUUGCAAGAAAUAUGCGAACUAGAUUCUGAAACUAGAUAUAUGAUCUUUGAUAACGCGGAUGUAUUAUGGGACUUAUCAUCGACAUUAACACCCGCCUUACUGACACUUCCUCAAUGGGCAAUCCCGUGGGAAAAAUUCAGAAUUGUCGUUGGGACAUCUGAGCCAUGGCAAAUAUUUUUUCCAGAAUAUACAAAAGAUAUCCAGAUUUCAUCAAUUAUUUUAUUUC